Molecule: messenger RNA, 914 nt
Organism: Aplosporella prunicola CBS 121167
Lineage: Eukaryota; Fungi; Ascomycota; Dothideomycetes; Botryosphaeriales; Aplosporellaceae
Exons: 4
Coding region: 150-716 (188 amino acids)
Biological process (GO): retrograde vesicle-mediated transport, Golgi to endoplasmic reticulum; protein retention in ER lumen
Cellular component (GO): Golgi membrane
Source: RefSeq, a predicted model, not a curated record
CCCUGAUUCGCCCGCCUCAAACUCUCCCACGUCUCCAUAAAGUUGCGCGUCCCCGGCUGCCAGAUUUCGAUCCGUGUCCAACGACGACUACUACUACUACUACUCUCAACUCCCACUGCGCUCCCGCUUCAACUCCGACUCCCUCAAUCAUGGACGCGCCCGAGCCCGACACCCCCUUUGCCGCCGUGAGCGCGCAGACGACCAAGGUCGGCCAGAUCUACCAGACCUACCUCGACAAGUCGACGCCCUACAUCACCCAGCGAUGGAGCGGCACCGCCUUCCUCUUCGUGCUCUUCGGCCUGCGCAUCAUAUACGCGCAGGGCUGGUACAUUGUCGCCUACUCGCUGGGCAUCUACCUCCUCAACCUCUUCCUCGCCUUCCUUUCCCCCAAAUUCGACCCGGCGCUCGAGCAGGAUGAGGGCAUGGAGGACGGCACGGCUGGCGGCCUGCCCACCAAGGAGGAGGACGAGUUCCGGCCGUUUGUGCGCAGGUUGCCCGAGUUCAAGUUCUGGUACUCGAGCACCAAGGCCAUUGCCAUCGGCUUCUUCUGCUGCUGGUUCCAGAUGUUCGACCUGCCCGUCUUCUGGCCCGUGCUGGUCGUCUACUGGCUGAUUCUCUUCUGCCUGACGAUGCGCCGGCAAAUCCAGCACAUGGUCAAGUACCGUUACGUGCCGUUCACCGUCGGCAAGAAGAGCUUCCGCCGCAGCGACAAAUGAGCGCCGGGUGGCGCCUGGGAGUUGGACUUUGUGGGCGUGCGGAAAACGGGUGCGUGUGUAUUCAUAGUCUUUGGAGGGAUAAUGUUGUCACGGCGCAGGCCGCAGCGCGUGCUUGUAUGGAUACGGGAUACGAAAAGAACACCAGCGUAAUUGAUCAUCUUCGACCAAGCCAUGCAAGAGAGUAACGUCUGUCACCAU